UCUCAUUGUAUGUAGUUUACACUUUAACAAUCGAAUCAGGUUAACAUUCAGAAAGAUUAGGAAAUCCUCAUUUUAUAACAUUCACGUGUAUUUUGUCGUUUUGUUCAACGCAUCUAAGUGGAAAGUUUUAAAAACAUGAAUUAUACGAACACUUCAAUCAAAUGGGUUUCUCAGAUUCUUUUGUCUCAGAAAUAAUGUAAUGGAAAUAUAGAAUUAAUAUUUAAGUGAAUGCUCUUUGUAUAUAACUGUGUAUUUUUCUUUUUGGGUUUCUUACUGGAUAGAAAUGGAUCAAUCUGAAGAACCACUUGAUUUAAGAACUGGAUGCAGCAGUUCGUCUCAAGUUUUGAAAAGCUGUGAAAAUAAAUAUGAGCAUAAUGUGAAACGGAGACCAACAUAUUUAGAACUAGAAUUUGGGCGUUUUGUCCGAAGAUUAACUCGCGAGUUACUCAACCCUGAUCUUUCAAUUACCGAACAAUCACAAAAACAUUUAACUCAAAUAGAAGAGUCUUGUAAAAAUACAUUUCCUCAAUUUGAUUCACGUCAAAUAAGAUCAAAAAUACGUGCUCAGCUGAAACUGUAUAGACGUAAUUUGAACAAGGUGAAUAAGAAAAUAUCAACAUAUGGUCAAUCCACGUUAUCUCUAAAACCAAUAUCAUCUAACUCGACAUCGAACUCAGGCAUAUCAAACAUACUGUAUCCAGUUUCAGGGAAUAUAGAUAGUAUGAUAUCCAAAAUGGAAUCUAAUCACUUAAACGCAACAUCCAACACUUCUGUAGAUAAUAAAAAUGAUAAUAAUAUAAAUGUGAUAAACACUGAAUAUAUCUAUUUACCAAAUAAUUCGAUCUCAAAUAUUCCUUUUAUUUAUCCAAUCUAUUUUACUCAACCACCAUUAAUCUAUCAUUCAAUACAUAAUGAAUCGAAUCCAAUCAAUUCAACUUGUGCAACUGAUUUGUCAAGUGCAACAAAAUAUUUAGUGCCAGCAGUUUCAAAUAUUACAACUGGUAUAGUAUCAAUAUCGUCUACAACUACACCAUUGUCAGUCUUCUCAACACCAAAUAUUACUACCAGUCUGUUAGCUUUAUCUCUACGUGCAAGUGCAAGUCAUCUUAUUCAAACUGCCAGAUUAUAUAAAAUGUUCAUUCAACCUAAUCAAAGUAUCAGUCAUAAUCACCAGUUGAGCAUUUUAAAUCCCCAAUAUAAAAAUAAUAUAUUUCAUGAUGCUUGUCAUUCAUCAGAACUAGAAGACUUAACGAAUAUCCCAUUAAAUCUUGAACAUAAAAUAUCCAAAACCAAUUUACAGUCGAAAUAAUUCUUCAUUUAUAGAAACUGAAUAUAAUUUGGAUAAAAAUAAGUAGUUAAAAAAUCUCAC
Schistosoma spindalis is the source of this 1369-nucleotide messenger RNA. The record is from the annotation of a GenBank genome assembly. Lineage: Eukaryota; Metazoa; Platyhelminthes; Trematoda; Strigeidida; Schistosomatidae.